Prorocentrum cordatum is the source of this 3370-nucleotide messenger RNA. The record is from the annotation of a GenBank genome assembly. NCBI's taxonomy places the organism in Eukaryota, Dinophyceae, Prorocentrales, Prorocentraceae.
GUGCGAUGGCAGUGUACAGCGAUACUCUCAUGAGCGUGGGGAAGGCGGUGGACGCCGCGUGGGCGAAGCGCGGGGAGUACAUCGCAGGGAAAGCAGGGUACGAGGCUAUCCAUAUCGAAAGCGUGCGCAUGGCGCAUCCUGCAUUUCCCAUCUUCGGUUGCGCGUUGGCCACGACACCCGUUCUCUGCAACGGGGCCCGCGUCAAGUUGUGGGGGUCGUUCGACCCCGUCGCGGCCAUGUGCUUCAACGUGAACGAGUCUCAGACGAGGAAGUCCCGCUUGACGCAGAUGGCCGAGAAGCUGACCAGGCCCGUGGACAUUGCAGUGAGCAAGCGGCUCGAUAUGAUUUGGAAGCUCAAGGCGCUGGCAGAGAAGGCGGAGCAGCCCGCCGAUGCGCCUGGCGAUGAAGCGGCAGGCGAGCAUCCGCAGGCCGCGGCGGGCGAGCACACGUCGUACUCGGCGUUCCCUGGCGCGUGGUCCGUGGCGUACGCGGGCGGCACUAUGGAGCGGUGCAAAGAGAGGUGCGCGGGUGAUUUUACGCAGACGAAGGUCACCAAGAAGGGCGGCAAGUUCCCCGCGCUCUCUGCCGACGCCGUGAAGGAGAAGCUGCCUGGCGCCACGGAUGCGGAGAUCAAGAUGGCGAGCCGUCCUGGCAUGCAGGGUCGCCUGUACUUCGGCCAAGGCCUCAUCUUCGACGGGGCCUACGACAUUCUCCAGGAGCUGGCGCUCCUGGGCAAACCAGGCGCGAAGAAGACGGACGACGUGGCAUCGGGGCAAACGCCCAACGCAGGGUGGGCGAACCGCCUCCUGCAGAGCGGGCGCUCUGAUCACGAGACAAAGACGGUCGGCUGCCAAGGCGGCAUUGACGCGCCGUCUGUCAACGCCGCCGUCAUUGGGAAUCUGCACCCAACUCCCGCCAUCGAGAUGCGCAGGGGCCUACGAGGCGACCAUGGGUGCCAAACUCGGGCUCGGGUGCUCUUCGCGACAGGGGGGCCCAUUCAGCCGCGCCAGGCGGUGGAGACGGUAGGGGAUAUCGUGGCCAAGGUCGAGUACUUCGAGAUUGCGGAGGUUCUGCAGGUGCACCUGGGCUUUGGAGACGCGCUCAAGAACGUGGAGGGCGCCGUGAAGUACUUCGAGCAGAGCGUGGCAAACCUGGGUGAGGAUGAACUGGAUGCCCAGAUCAUGGAGGCAGUGAAGCUCCCGUUCGUUCCAGACGAGCAGGGCUGGGAGCAUGAGCUACCUGACGGGGUGGCCACGCGCGUGCGCAUGGCCUGGAAGGGUGACAAGUACGUGCCUGAGUGGGCGCUCGCGGUCCGCGACAUCGACGUGCCCGAGGGCCGCGACCUUUGCGCGGCGGCGGGCAAGUUGGUGGCGGCGUUCAAGAAUGACCGCUGCGACAUGGGCUUCGACUCGAAGGCCAAGGGCGCGUUCUUGUCGUACGCCGCGUGGUUCCAGAUCAAGGUCAAGCAGAACCGCGACAAGAACAACAGCUCCGCUGCUGCCGAGGAGCAGGUCCACCGCGCCUACGCCCUGCUCCAGGUCUUCAACGCCGUGUCCGAGGGUUUCCGCGGCGACGGCGACGCCCCUGAGCCCGAGAAGGAGCAGCCGCGCACGGACUUCAAUUUGGAGCGGCGCGCGCAGGAGUCCGCGUUUCUCGACAGCGACGUGGCCAGGCGCAUCUUGCUGAAGGGCGCCGCGGUGAGGGAUGGCCCCGACGACCAGUUCGGCGUCUCGUCCCGCGCAGCGUGGUCGCUCUUCUCCAAGAAGGAGCUGGGCGAGGAGGACAAGUUCAGCGUGCACUCCUUCCGCGCCGUGGCGAAGCGGUGCCCCGAGGUGCUUGGGGAGUUCGACGAGGAGACGGAUGCGCUCGUGUUCCACGUGCCCGCCGACGGGGAGGCGGCGCCCUCUGGUUGCGCUGAGGCGCUCGCUGGCUUCGCGAACGUCAAGGCCGAGGAGCUGAUCGAGAAGAUGAAGUCCAAGAAGCUCGAGACCCGCGGCGGGGACAAGCGCAGCGGCGGCGGCGGGGAGAGGCGCACCUCGGGCGCGAAGAAGCAGAAGGGGGGGUGGGCGGCGGCCAGCGUGGGCCGACGUCCGAAGCCGCGCAGCGACGUCCCUGGCGUCUCCACCGUUGCCCCUGUCUGCUUGACCGCCUUCGCGGCUGGCUUCAGCGGGCCCGCGGUAGAGUCGCCUUUCGCGUUCCUGGAGCAGAUGCAGCGCCCGCUGAAGGUCACGCGCGUCGUCGACACCUGGGGCCUCAGGGGCAUCAUCGUGGCGCUGCACUUUGGACUUGCGCACGCGCAGGCGCGGUGCUGGCAGAAGAAGUGCCGCGGGCGCGUGUCGCUGCGAGAUCGCCCCCGUCACGAUCGACCUGGCGUCUUGAGGUGCGCGUGGCACUGUCCGUGUUGCCAUGCGACAAAGGGCGUGCAAGGACUGGGGGUGCUGUCGCGCACCAGGCAGGACCACUGGGCAGCGUUCUUCUACUUCCUCUCAUUCCUGUGCAUCGAUGUUCGCUGGAGUGUCGUGCUCGCCGAGCUGAAGCGCAAGUUCCAGAUGGGCCCGCGGAGCAAGUACGUGCCGAAGUGGCUGAACCACGCCCAGAAGGACAUGAACACCUACAUGAACGGCUCGGCGCCCUACGCCCUCGGCGACAGCAAGAGCGUCGUCGUGGUGGACGAGACGGCGCGGGGGAAGGGAAAGGGCGUGUCCAAGGCGCCCGUGAAGCCAGGGGGGCAGAGGCGGCGCGAGCUCGCCAGGGUGCGGAUCAAGAAGCGCUUGCCAGCUCGCACCACGUGGACGAAGAAAGGCGAGGCUCUUUCCCAGGAGAUCAAGGCGAGGAUGGCGAAGCGCACGCCUGGGCCGAAGCCGAAUCGGCGCACGCGGUGGGUCUGGUUGGCCACCCUCGUGGGCGCGAAGGACGGCGAGAAGUGCACGCACGACAGCGGCAAGAAGCAAGUGGUCGCCAGGCUGCUCCCCAUGGCGCACCAGGCUAGACACGGCAAGCCGAGGGGCGAGGAGGAACUGAAGACGCUGUUCCAGCGGCACGCGAAGCGCGGCGCCAUCUCGGUGACGGAUGAGUGGGCCGGCACGGUUGCGGCCAUCAAGCGCCUGCGCCGAUCGGGACAGCACAAAGUGGUGGUGCACAAGGACGAAUGGAGGAACAAGGAGGGCUGGCACACGAACGACGGCGAGUCGGAGAACGGCCGCAUGAAGCAGUGGGCUCGUAUUCGACACGGGAAACUCCCUGUGGUAGUGCAGAGCCUCCUGGAUGAGUACAUGUUCGGGGUGAACGUCGGGCGCAGCUUCGACAACGUUACGUCCGCGCUGUCGUCGGGGAUCGGCGGGGGCGGGUUGCCUCCUGGCGCGGACGACCG